GAAAUCAAACCAAUACACCAUGAUCCUAGGUACUGGUCUGACCUCAAUAAGAUGAAACCGAUGCACCAUGAUCCCAGGUACUGGUCUGACCCUAAUGAGAUGAAGCCAAUGCACCACGAUCCAAGGUACUGGUCCGACCCCAAUGAGAGGAAGCCAAUUAACCAUGAUCCAAGGUACUGGUCCGACGGCAAGAUCAAACCGAUGCACCAUGAUCCAAGAUACUGGUCUGACCCCAAGGAAAUCAAACCAACGCACCAUGAUCCAAGAUACUGGUCUGAGCCCGAGGAAAUCAAACCAAUACACCAUGAUCCUAGGUACUGGUCUGACCUCAAUAAGAUGAAACCGAUGCACCAUGAUCCCAGGUACUGGUCUGACCCUAAUGAGAUGAAGCCAAUGCACCACGAUCCAAGGUACUGGUCCGACCCCAAUGAGAGGAAGCCAAUUAACCAUGAUCCAAGGUACUGGUCCGACGGCGAGAUCAAACCGAUGCACCAUGAUCCAAGAUACUGGUCUGACCCCAAGGAAAUCAAACCAACGCACCAUGAUCCAAGAUACUGGUCUGAGCUGGAGGAAAUAAAACCAAUACACCGUGAUCCUAGGUACUGGUCUGACCCCAAUGAGAUGAAGCCGAUGCACCAUGAUCCUAGGUACUGGUCUGACCCCAAUGAGAUGAAGCCAAUGCAUCAUGAUCCAAGGUACUGGUCCGACCCCAAUGAGAUGAAGCCAAUGCACCAUGAUCCAAGGUACUGGUCCGACGGCGAGAUCAAACCAAUGCACCAUGAUCCAAGGUACUGGUCCGACCCUGAGAGAAUAAAGACAACGCUCCAUGAUCCAAGGUACUGGUCCGACCCCGAGGAAAUAAAACCAAAACUCUAUGAUCCAAGGUACUGGGCCGGCCCCGAGGAUAUUAAAACGACGCACCAUGAUCUAGGGUGCAGUCCGGAAAACAAGUCAACAUCCGAACCAAUAGCGGCCGUCCCUCUCGGUGUCGAUCCUCAGAAGUUCCAAGCGUACGUGUUAGCCGCGAUAAAGCUCGCGUUUGCUAUUGCCAUGUCCGUAGCCAAGGUCAAGCUGCCUAUCUGCGAAAAACUGGAAAAGUGCUCCAUCAAGUACGACGCUCCAAUGAUUCUUGCAGUUCCCUAAUAAGGACGAAGAAGGCAUGAAGACUUCGCCGUCGACUCUAAGCUAACAGAGAGCCUCGAAAUAUCACAAAAACAAAUUCUUCUCGAAUGUAUCUGUGUCGAUUUGACGGUAUGAUGAAAACAAAAUUUCAAUGUCUUAGUACCGUUUUUUUUUUUUUACAUAUGUGUUCGGUAAUCCAGUAAAAAUCUAGAAAAAUGGAAGGAUACAAUAGAAGCGAAAACUGAAACGUUCUUAUAAUACAAGUAUUCAUGUGCUAACUGUAGUCAGGAUCAUGUAUUAUGUAGCAAAACUGGAAUCCCCGAGUAUUAUGUUGUUGUUUUUAAUUAUAAAUGUUGGCGCUACUGUGCCGGUCUUUGUUGUGUUUGUGUACCUUUAGGUAUUAUCAACAAAACAAAAAAAAACUUUUAAAGAGGCUCAGCUUUGUCAAUCUUUCCGUUAUUUUAACUAAAUACCCACCCAGUAUUAGAACCCGAUCAACUGAGAACCUCGCAUUUAUAGCCUGUGUAGGAAAUUUACAUCUGCAGAUUAGGCCUUUAAGGGCUAAAAAAAAUGCUUGGACACAGGAACGUCGAACACAUUUAUAUCUAUAUUUUCGUCGGCCGCCUGUCAUAUCGCGGUAAUAAUCACUGUCUUGCAGAAGCAUCCAACUUGUAUCAUAGGACUCUGCCUUUACGAGGCAACUAGAGUUCAUCUCUUCAAAAAAUUACGGAUCGUUAAGAUUGCUUUUUUGAGCCGGUACAAGGCCGAUGUACCAUUUGUUUCACUUUAUGCGCGAGCGAAGCCGAAGUUAGAGGAAAGCUGAAGAGAUUAUUGGGAAAAACGAGUUCGAGGUGAAUUUCAGCGUAUUUUUGUCCUGUAAAUUUGAAUAGCACAAGUAGUUGACCCGAACGUGACGUCAAAUCCAGAGGUUUCAACCUUUCAAUAGCCCUGCGCGUUCACCUUGUGAGGAAACGCUUGCAGCAUUUUUGACUGCUCGGGUGAGGCUUGCGGAAGGCACGGGAAUAUUGACAUAUCUAGCUGUGUAAUACGCCCCGAUUCCCUGCUUGCACUGACCAUGCCGGGAAGGAGGGGCUUCAGCGCUAUUUUUAAAGCGCUGUUGUGGGUACUUGGUGCAUCAAUCUGAAAUAUAUAUUUUAAAUUCGUAAUCCUGAAGGCUAAAUGAAGAAGAUUUCAGUACAUACCGCUUCAGUUUCCCUUUAAGGGUCCCAUCCAUAUUUCCCUGAAAGAUUCUUGCACAGCGCGAGUACGCUGUCUAGUCAGGGGCGCUGAAAGCUUGGAUGUCGUUCUUGUAGCUUUUGCCACGCUGAGUACUCAAACAAAACGGAGUAUAGUCGACGUAAUUAUGAACAUAAAUAGCCCAUUCUUCAUAUCUUACGAAACUGAUCGCAAUAGAAAGACGAUUGAUUCGGCAAUCUUGAAAUGUCAGCGGUCAUUGGUUAAAUGGUAAAUGUCAAAUUGAUCAUAUCAAAUAGAAAAUGAAUGUUUUACCUUCAGCAAUAAACUGUUUAUUAGCAACGUCACGAUUAAAAAAUAUCUUUCUGGCACUUGGGUGAGCUGUGUUCGAUUAGCGAAUUCCAAUUGUUUUUCUGAGAUUACAUCGUCGUAGUAUGAAGGGUUCUUUUCUUCAUUUUUAGAGCUUUGUGUGUGUAAGCGAGAUACUUCCGCAUAUCAAUCAACUUUAUUUACUUGUCUUAGUCUCGAAUGAAUUCCACCCAACCUUGUGCGAAUAAUCAAGAUAUUAUUAUUAUGUUAUUUGCUCUCAUGUAUUUUACGACAAAUAAAGAGCAACCUUGUA
Molecule: messenger RNA, 2938 nt
Organism: Ixodes scapularis (black-legged tick)
Lineage: Eukaryota; Metazoa; Arthropoda; Arachnida; Ixodida; Ixodidae
Product: early nodulin-75
Exons: 3
Coding region: 52-1143 (363 amino acids)
Source: RefSeq, a predicted model, not a curated record